AUGCCCUCCAACGAAGCCCUUACCCCUCUUCUGCGCCAGUUCCGCGUCUUGAUUGCCGGUGGCUCGUACGGCGGACUGAGCGCAGCUCUUGCACUGCUUGACCUUUCCAAGGGUCGUCUUGCUCGCUUCAACUUCACAGAGGGCGCGAAGCCCCCUCAGUACCAAAUCCCAAUCCAGAUCACCGUUGUAGACGAAAGAGAUGGAUUUUAUCACCUAAUUGGUUCUCCAAAAGCAUUGGCAUGCGAUAAGUUUGCCGCGAAGACAUGGACACGGUUCUGUGACAUUCCCGCAUUGAGGUCUCCAAAUCUACAGAUCGUCCGCGGUAGCGUGAAUACCGUGGAUUUCCAGAAUAAGGUCGCCCAGAUCCUUGACCUCGAGACUAAGGAAACAAGACAAGAGAAGUAUGACUUCUUCAUUGCGGGCACGGGUCUCCGUCGUGUUUUUCCGACUGUUCCGCAGUCGUUGAAGAGGGAAGAGUUUUUGAAGGAAGUGUUGAGUCAUAAGGAGGCCAUUCGGAAUGCGGAUGAUGGUGUUGUGGUCAUUGGAGGAGGCGCUGUCGGCGUUGAAAUGGCAGCUGAGUUGAAGGAGCUAGAUCCUCAACAGAAGGUUACGCUUGUGCAUUCUCGGGAUCGUCUGCUUUCCGCGGAGCCCUUGCCAGAUGAGUUUGCGGAGCGCGUCGUCUCCGAGCUCAAAGAGCAGGGUGUUGAGGUCAUUCUGGGUCAAAGGGUUAUUGAUACCGCAGCAGUAGAGGAAGAGCAAGGGAGGCGUACAUGGAAUCUGACCUUGGCCAACGGAACAAUACUCAAAGCCGGUCAUGUUAUGAAUGCAGUUUCGAAAAGCUCGCCUACCUCAUCGUAUCUGCCCAAGGAUGCCUUGACUGAAGAUGGCUACGUUAAGAUUCUCCCAAAUCUGCAAUUCGCCAACCCGGUGCCUAACGCAGAGUCCCACUUCGCCGUUGGUGAUAUUGUUCAGUGGGCUGGCAUCAAGCGUUGUGGAGGCGCCAUACAUAUGGGCCACUAUGCAGGAACUAACAUCCAUCAACUUAUGCUAGCAGAAGCUACUAAGACCAAACCUGAGUUCAUGAACCUCAUCAAGUACCCACCCGUGAUAGGGUUGGCCUUGGGACAUACGGCCGUGUCGUAUACCCCUGACGAGGGAACUAAGCAUGGCAAGGAGCUUCUUGGAACUCUGUUUGGCGAGGAUAUGGGCUACAGUAUUUGUUGGAGCUACAUGAAGAUGUCCGAGCCAUGCCAGGCGUGA
Messenger RNA from Aspergillus pseudotamarii, 1260 nucleotides. Its product is annotated as putative pyridine nucleotide-disulfide oxidoreductase AMID-like. The transcript is spliced from 5 exons. Gene Ontology annotation, cellular component: cytoplasm. Gene Ontology annotation, molecular function: flavin adenine dinucleotide binding; electron-transferring-flavoprotein dehydrogenase activity. The record is from RefSeq and is a predicted model, not a curated record. Lineage: Eukaryota; Fungi; Ascomycota; Eurotiomycetes; Eurotiales; Aspergillaceae. The coding region runs from base 1 to 1260 and encodes 419 amino acids.